UCUUUUACUGUCUAUGGGUUUGUGUCACUCACCUCAUAAAGGUGGACUUGAGUCAUUUGAGCACUUUAAAGGGGUUCAUUCAGUCAGGAAACUUCGCUCUGUGCAUACACUCUUGAUGUUGUUGCAACAUUGGUGUUUAUCUCCCAAAGGGGAGGAGCAUAUGGUCUACUGUUUGCACAAAGGAUAACAAGAGUUCAGUGUAUCUCAGAGACUAAGCAAGAGAACAGCCAUGGGCUUCAUUCUGCCAGUUUUGUUUGCUCUGCUACUCUCUGUUCUAGGUGGAUUAUACCUCCUGGGAGCUUUCCGCCGACAUCGUCCCGGUGAGCCUCCCCUCGAUAAAGGCCCUCUGCCAUGGCUGGGACAUGUUCUUGAAUUCAGGAGAGAUACCGCAAAGUUUUUAGAGCGCAUGAAAGGAAAACAUGGAGAUAUCUUUACAGUGCUGCUUGGUGGGUUUUAUUUCACAUUCAUCAUGGACCCUUUGUCAUUUGGAUCAGUGGUGAAGGAGGCCAGAGCCAAACUGGAUUUCAAUAAGUUUGCCAAACAUCUUGUCCAAAGAGUUUUUGGAUAUUAUUCCCUUGAAGGUGAUCACAAGUUCCUUCAAAUGUACAGCAACAAGCAUCUUAUGGGUGACGGGCUAGUUGUGAUGACCCAGGCCAUGAUGAGCAACCUUCAGAAUCUCAUGCUGCACAGUUUUGGUUCAGGAGACGAUCAAAAUGGCUGGCAGGAUGAUGGACUUUUCAAAUACAGUUAUAACAUUGUUUUUCGAGCUGGAUAUCUGGCAUUGUUUGGUAAUAAGACACCCACACAGCCAGAGGGGCUGGAGAAAGCCAAGGAGGCAGAUCGUCUUGAAUCAGAUGAACUGUUCUAUGAGUUCCGUAAGUAUGACCAACUGUUCCCUAAUCUGGCAUAUGGCGUCCUUGGCCCAAAUGAGAAGAUGGAGGCAGAGCGUCUGAAGAGACUAUUCUGGAAUAUGCUGUCAGUACAGAAAGUGAGUACCAGAGACAACAUCAGUGGUUGGGUCCUGGACCAGCAGCAAGUAAGAGCUGAACGUGGAAUGGAAGAAAGCAUGCAAGACCGAUUUAUGUUCCUGCUUCUUUGGGCGUCACAGGGAAACACUGGCCCCUCUGCCUUCUGGCUGCUCCUCUUUCUCAUGAAGCAUCCUGAAGCCAUGAAGGCGGUGCGAGCUGAGGUGGAGCAGGUACUGCGGGAGACAGGACAGGAAGUGAAGCGUGGAGGACCCCUCAUUGACCUGACCAGGGACAUGCUCCUGAAGACGCCGGUCCUAGACAGCACUGUGGAGGAGACCUUGCGUUUAACAGCUGCACCUGUCCUAACCCGCGCUGUACUGCAAGACAUGGCCUUGAAGAUGGCUGAUGGUCGUGAGUAUAGCAUCCGGAAGGGAGACAGAGUGGCUCUUUUCCCCUAUACAGCUGUGCAUAUGGAUCCAGAGGUUCACCCUGAUCCAGCUACUUUCAAAUAUGACCGUUUCCUGACUUCAGAUGGUGUGAGAAAGACAGAUUUCUACAAAAAUGGCAGAAAGGUGAAAUACUACACCAUGCCCUGGGGAGCUGGUGUCACCAUGUGUCCAGGGCGCUUUUUUGCCACCAAUGAGCUGAAGCAGUUUAUCUUCCUCAUGCUCUCAUAUUUUGACUUUGAGUUGAAAGACCCUGAUGAGAAGAUGCCUGAUAUUGAUGUAAGGCGCUGGGGCUUUGGAUCAAUGCAGCCCACCCGAGACAUUUCUUUCAGAUACAGGCUGAAAUUCUGAGUUGUGCUUCUUAUAACCAGUUGUUGUCAAAAACCUUGUAACACAAUAUUAAUUUUGUCUCUUUUAAGAUCUGAAUCCAACAAAUUGUAUAUUAUAUAUCUUUGUCUGAAUGAAUCUUUCUGUUUUUUGUUUUUCAUGAAUUACUGUAAUACAUAAUAAACAUGUAGCCUACUUUUACUUUCUCCAGUUGUUUUGAAAUGACCGAAAUUAUAUUUUCUGCAGCUGUAGCAUUUAAAUUCACAACCUAUGAUGCAAUUUCUGGACAUUUCUGGUAAUUCAGUAACUGAAAAAGGCUGUGUCAGAAAGAAAAUGAAAAUUAAAAAGGGAGUUUAUUUUUAA
Molecule: messenger RNA, 2104 nt
Organism: Alosa sapidissima (American shad)
Lineage: Eukaryota; Metazoa; Chordata; Actinopteri; Clupeiformes; Clupeidae
Product: 5-beta-cholestane-3-alpha,7-alpha-diol 12-alpha-hydroxylase-like
Exons: 1
Coding region: 230-1765 (511 amino acids)
Molecular function (GO): iron ion binding; heme binding; sterol 12-alpha-hydroxylase activity
Source: RefSeq, a predicted model, not a curated record